AUGGAUGAAGGCAACGGAUCUUUCAAAGUUCACGCACACGAAAAUCCAACUGUGGACGCGGCCUGCGCACGUGUAGGGAUUUUACAUGAGAAGAAGAAGAAGAAGAAGAAGAAGAAGAAGGAGAAGGAGAAGAAACCUUUUCAGAAUCGGAAGGAACUGAAUAUCGAAGGGAACGAAUGCUCAAGAUCCUUUAAAAUUCGACCGGACGAGGUGGGAGGCAGUACGACGGUGGUAGCCGAGGGUGUAAUAGGCGGCAUAAGGGGCCCAGGCGGCGGGUGCCGCGCAUCCUCGAUGACGAUGGCCGAGAGCGCCGUGGAGGACGCCGCAGCCGCGCCCCCGGGUCCGGCCAAGCCGCCCCCGCCUUCCUGUACGAACAACAAUACCCUAGCGGCGACGGCGAAUCGUAACCAUCGGAAUCCACGGAAGAGAAAACGGCUGGCCCAAGUACUUGACAUUCUCCAAGCACAUAGAAGCUCGCCGUCGGAGGGUGAGGUACUCAGGUUCGAAGGUAACGGGCCAGCGUCCGAGGAAGAAGAAGACGUUUUUGGUUCGCCGAGAUCGUCUUCCAGGUCGGCCGUCGACAGUCCGUCCGGUUUGAACGUUCUACCGUUAAGGUUCAAGGACGAGGAGAGUCCAGUGACGCCAACAGGAGAGGAAGAGGAGAAUGCGAUGUCGACGAUGUCGACGACGAUGUCGACGACGAUGACGACGACAACGACGACAACGACGUCGACAACGGUUGGCGAGGGCGAGGUGGAGCAACGAAACAAUCGUCAUCAACAUCAUCACAACCACCAUCAUCACAAUCAUCAUCACAGAAGCCGUCACAAUCACCGAAAUCUAACGUACAACAAUAAAACACGGCAGAACACAAAUCAGAAACAAUCGUCUACGUCGAAUCGUUCCUCAACGGGCAAGCUGAACAACGGUGCUUGUACCUGCGCCCAAUGUAGUAAUUCGGGCGGCAUGAUGCUGCACUCACCUACGUCGCCGUUAACGCCACUGACCCCGCUGACCCCGUUGACACCAUUGUCCCUACCACCGCUCACACCGGGCUCCUUGAGCUCGUACAGCUUCGAACAGUACAUGCACACCAAGUACCUGCCGGAUAUCUAUCGCGGGCGCAGUCAUUCGGAUUCCGACGUGGUGCCUGGCUGGGAACAGAGGAUACCACCAGCCUCGACGUCCUCGUCGAUGUCGUUGAUGGUGAAUCACCCACCACGUAGCGGUUCGUUAGAAAGUGAGACGACAAGUCCGCAGGAAUUACCGUUGGAUCUUUCGAUGAAAAAUCUGAUGGCGUCGGCGGCCGCUGCGGCAGCCGCAGCGGCCGCAGCAGUGGCAGCGGGGGGUAAUAGACCUCCUGCACUUCGACUUUUACCGGCUGGCAUCGUGACGAGGGGUUCCGUGAGCGUGCCGGUUGUCAGAGGAGAUGUUGCCUCGCCGACAACGAAGGAGAGCGUUGCCGUGAGGUAUAACCUCGAAGUUUCGCCUGUAGUCGAGGAGAUGCCGCCUGGUGCCGAUUUAGCCUACGUUUGUCCCGAAUGCGGCCAGAUGUUUAGCCUACAUGAUCGUUUAGCGAAACAUAUGGCGUCGAGGCAUCGCAAACAGGGUCCGCAGGACGCUUCUGCAAAGGCAUAUCUCUGUGACGUGUGCCAAAGGAGCUUCGCCAGGUCGGAUAUGUUGACGAGACAUAUGAGGCUGCAUACAGGCGUAAAGCCUUACACGUGCAAGGUAUGCAACCAGGUGUUCAGCAGGUCCGAUCACCUCAGUACUCAUCAGCGAACGCACACCGGCGAGAAGCCCUACAAAUGUCCAGACUGUACCUAUGCGGCCUGUCGCAGGGACAUGAUCACUAGGCAUCAGAGGACCCACAAUAAGUUCCUCGAAAGUCAAGGAAGAGCUUCAGGAGCAACAGGGACGACAAAAACGGAACCAGGUUCGCUCCCAUCGGAUGAUGGCAGUCCUACGUCCUAUGGGCAGCCUAUGCCAGCUUCUCCUUCUUCAACCGGCGCUGCCAUAAAGACCGAAUGACGACGAGCCGUCGGACGACCCUGGUUCCUCACUUCUCCUCGAGCUUCGGUCUCUCGAAGAGCUCGCGGACGAAACUUUUUCGCUACUUCUCUUUCUAUUUCGAUUGCUCGCGAGCUCGAGCGUGGAACCUCGCGUCGUCGAGCGCGCGAAUCUCGACGCUGAAGGAGGACUCGUAUCUCGGACAGUAUUAUCCUAAUCCUUUAUUAUUCUCCUCCUUACUCCUCAUUCCUUCCAUCCUUUCUUCCAUUCUUCCUAUUAAUCCUAUUCCUAUUAUUCCUCUUCCUUUUGCCCGCUAGAUCGACACGAUAGCGUAUAAGGAACAUCGCUUUUCCUUCAAAAACAAAAGACUUUCUCGCUCUCUUUUUCUCACCGAUCAUACUCUCCGAAGCGUAUUUCAAUCGUAAAUCUACGCGUAUACACGUGCCAAACUCGUUUUCCUCUAUUCAACUCCGUACUCGUUGCCCUGUCGAAACGACAUUGGGAAAAAGAACAAAAAAUAAAAAAAGAACAAAAAAAAUAAAUAAAAAUAAAAAAAGAGAGUAAUUAUCUCUUAAUCUCUCGUCAAAUGAUUUUUGACAAACUCAUAUAAAUAGGGACAAUUCGAGGAGACGCUACAUUUAAAUAAUGCGAUUAUUUAAAAAUUAAAAGAUUGUUUAUAUAAAGUAUUUUAUAAAUAUUCGCGUCACACUCGUUUGUUCGUUCGUUCGUUCGUUCGUACGUCGUCGUUGUGCCAAGCGCGAACAGUACGGAGCUUUUAGAAAGUGAUUAUCAUCUCAAUUGUUCGAGAUUUCUCUGAAUUCAUCGUAAAAUUUAACAUUUCGUCGUUAGAAAAAGAAAAAAAAAAAAAAAGAAAAAAACAAAAAGAAAAAGCCUCGUCCUAUAUUCGAUUUCAUUUCUACGAGAUUCUAUAUUUUCAUUUUUUAUUUUUAUAUAAAUUAUUCGAUUCGGUUGUUUGUUAUUUAAAACGAAUCUCCUCGCGAACUUUCAAGAGUGAUCCGCUCGUUUAUUUGACGAAAUUGGAAAGGAAAGGAUGAGACAAAGAGAAGGGUUACAAUAUAAUGAUCGAUAGUAAACGAAUUGUACCUGCAGAAAGAGAGAAAACUAAAAGUUGAAGCAUUAUAUAGAAAUAUUUAGAGAUAACGUUAAUUAGUAUGUAAUUAAUUAUUAUUAUAUUACUAUUACUAUUAUUAUUAUAUUAUAUUAUAUUAUUAUUAUUAUCAUUAUUUUUAUUAUUAUUAUUAUUAUUAUUAUUAUUAUUAUUAUUAUUAUUAUUAUUAUUAUUAUUAUUAUGCGUUAAUUAUUAUAGUAGUUGUUAGCGUUAUCAUAUAUUGCGGUAAAGACAACCGAGAGACAUAAUAUUUUUUAUAUCGUUCUUAAGAAAAAGGUUUGGAUUCUUGAUGGUCGAGAAUUAAACUAGAAUGAAAAAUAACGUAAAUACGACUGAGUUGAGGGUUGUUACAAAAUACGAAACGAUCUUUUAAAGAACUUAGAUCGAAAGUACCCUUCUUUGAAAGCAGAAGAUUAAUACAAGGGAAUCUCUUGAAAUAUCGCGAAUAAUUAUUAGAAAUGAACGAGUUGGACGAGCGAAUUUGCACAAAAAAAAAGAAAAACGAAAAAAGAAAAACG
Molecule: messenger RNA, 3657 nt
Organism: Vespa crabro (European hornet)
Lineage: Eukaryota; Metazoa; Arthropoda; Insecta; Hymenoptera; Vespidae
Gene: klu
Product: early growth response protein 1
Exons: 3
Coding region: 1-2031 (676 amino acids)
Biological process (GO): regulation of transcription by RNA polymerase II
Molecular function (GO): RNA polymerase II cis-regulatory region sequence-specific DNA binding; DNA-binding transcription factor activity
Source: RefSeq, a predicted model, not a curated record